Molecule: messenger RNA, 4498 nt
Organism: Cercocebus atys (sooty mangabey)
Lineage: Eukaryota; Metazoa; Chordata; Mammalia; Primates; Cercopithecidae
Gene: ROBO4
Product: roundabout, axon guidance receptor, homolog 4 (Drosophila)
Exons: 17
Coding region: 1010-3826 (938 amino acids)
Biological process (GO): cell-cell adhesion; axon guidance
Cellular component (GO): axon; plasma membrane
Molecular function (GO): protein binding
Source: RefSeq, a predicted model, not a curated record
CAGCGGGCAAGAGCCGACAUUGUAGGCUCAAAAGCUGCAAGGCCUGCCUGCUACAGACAUGGACACAGGCUCUUGGGACUGGAAAGACUCUUAAAAGGUCUUUUACUCCAACCGCCUUUCCAGGGCCUGAAAAAUACUCCUGCCGAGGAUCCUCCAAUAGUUUCAGUGAUAAGAUGGGCCUAAAAACAAAUACACAAUGUUGGCUCAGCUUUAUGGAUCACUCUUAAUGCAUCAGGCACCAGAUGCCGGUGGUUUUAUCCUUUAUGUGUUUCAUCAUUACUUUAUCCCACAAAGUAGGAACUACUAUUAUUAUUUCCAUUUUACAGAGAAGGAAACUGACUUGCCCAAGGUCUCCAGAGAAGCUUAUUUCAUCCAUCUCUGAGCUGAAUAUGGACACAUCCUGUGGGAAUCUCCCAGCUUGUCCCAGAGGCUCUGAGUCCUUCCUGUCUCCCACUCUACCCCACCCCCUGGCUCAUCUGCCCCUGGGGAAAUGGACCAGGGUGUUACAAUCCACCCCUGCUCCACUUCACUCAGCCUCUCCAGCCUGCAGCCCCACUGCCCUCUGUCCUCAGCUUCUUGCUGUGUCCUGAGACUCCUGGGGUUUUCAUUCCUCUCUAGCAGGUGGCAAAAGGAUAAGGAUUGGGAUCCAGGGAUAAGAUUUAAAUAGAGGAUUAAGGCUCUGAUUGGAGUUAUGGUUAGUGUAAAGAUACCCUGUAAGAAAUCCCCGACUAGAUCAUGAGAUAAAGCUUAGCGCUGAAGUUAGGGUCGGAGGUUACAGCUAAAGGGUCGAGGUCAGAGAGUUUCUCGCCUCUGGUCUCCUCCCAGUUCUCCAAGGCACUGAGGGCCAGGCAGGAAGCAUCGGUUUCCUCAAAGCCGCUUCCCUCCUGGGGCAGAGUCUCGGUCACAAACAACCACCACCAGCCCACCCCGCCCCUCCUUCCCUCUUCGCUGUGAGCUCAGAGCAGCAGGACAAAGUGCUCGGGACAAGGACAGAAGGCUGAGAGUAGCCAUGGGCUCUGGAGGAGAAAGCCUCCGGGGGGGCCGGGCUUCCCGGCCUCUGCUGCUCCUGCUCAUCAUGGGAGGCAUGGCUCAGGACUCCCCGCCCCAGAUCCUAGUCCACCCGCAGGACCAGCUGUUCCAGGGCCCUGGCCCUGCCAGGAUGAGCUGCCGAGCCUCGGGCCAGCCACCUCCCACCAUCCGCUGGCUGCUGAAUGGGCAGCCCCUGAGCAUGGUGCCCCCAGACCCACACCACCUCCUGCCUGAUGGGACCCUUCUGCUGCUGCAGCCCCCUGCCCGGGGACAUGCCCACGAUGGCCAGGCCCUGUCCACAGACCUUGGUGUCUACACAUGUGAGGCCAGCAACCGGCUGGGCACAGCAGUCAGCAGAGGCGCUCGGCUCUCUGUGGCUGUCCUCCGGGAGGAUUUCCAGAUCCAGCCUCGGGACAUGGUAGCUGUGGUGGGUGAGCAGUUAACUCUGGAAUGUGGGCCGCCCUGGGGCCACCCAGAGCCCACAGUCUCAUGGUGGAAAGACGGGAAACCCCUGGUCCUCCAGCCCGGAAGGCACACGGUGUCCGGGGGGUCCCUGCUGAUGGCAAGAGCAGAGAAGAGUGAUGCAGGGGCCUACAUGUGUGUGGCCGCCAACAGCGCAGGACACAGGGAGAGCCGCGCAGCCCGGGUGUCCAUCCAGGAGCCCCAGGACUACACAGAGCCCGUGGAGCUUUUGGCUGUGCGAAUUCAGCUGGAAAAUGUGACACUGCUGAACCCGGACCCCGCAAAGGGCCCCAAGCCUGGACCGGCUGUGUGGCUCAGCUGGAAGGUGAGCGGCCCUGCUGCACCUGCCCAAUCUUACACGGCCUUGUUCAGGACCCAGACUGCCCCGGGAGACCAGGGAGCUCCGUGGGCAGAGGAGCUGCUGGCCGGCUGGCAGAGCGCAGAGCUUGGAGGCCUCCACUGGGGCCAAGACUAUGAGUUCAAAGUGAGACCAUCCUCCGGCCGGGCUCGAGGCCCUGACAGCAACGUGCUGCUCCUGAGGCUGCCGGAAAAAGUGCCCAGUGCCCCACCCCAGGAGGUGACCCUAAAACCUGGCAAUGGCAGUGUCCUUGUGAGCUGGGUCCCACCACCUGCUGAAAACCACAAUGGCAUCAUCCGUGGCUACCAGGUCUGGAGCCUGGGCAACACGUCACUGCCCCCAGCCAACUGGACUGUGGUUGGUGAGCAGACCCAGCUGGAAAUCGCCACCCGCAUGCCAGGCUCCUACUGUGUGCAAGUGGCUGCAGUCACUGGUGCUGGAGCUGGAGAACCCAGUAGCCCUGUCUGCCUCCUUUUAGAGCAGGCCAUGGAGCGAGCCACCCGAGAACCCAGUGAGCAUGGUCCCUGGACCCUGGAGCAGCUGAGAGCCACCUUGAAGCGGCCUGAGGUCAUUGCCACCUGUGGUGUUGUGCUCUGGCUGCUGCUUCUGGGCACCGCUGUGUGUAUCCACCGCUGGCGCCGAGCUGGGGUGCACCUGGGCCCAGGUCUGUACAGAUAUACCAGUAAGGACGCCAUCCUAAAACACAGGAUGGAUCACAGUGACUCCCAGUGGUUGGCAGACACUUGGCGUUCCACCUCUGGCUCUCGGGACUUGAGCAGCAGCAGCAGCCUCAGCAGUAGGCUGGGGGCGGACCCCCGGGACCCGCUAGACUGUCGUCGCUCCUUGCUCUCCUGGGACUCCCGAAGCCCCGGCGUGCCCCUGCUUCCAGACACCAGCACUUUUUAUGGCUCCCUCAUCGCUGAGCUGCCCUCCAGUCCCCCAGCCAGGCCAAGUCCCCAGGUCCCAGCUGUCAGGCACCUACCACCCCAACUGGCCCGACUCUCCAGCCCCUGUUCCAGCUCAGACAGCCUCUGCAGCCGCAGGGGACUCUCUUCUCCACGCUUGUCUCUGGCCCCUACAGAGGCUUGGAAGGCCAAAAAGAAGCAGGAGCUGCAGCAUGUCAACAGUUCCCCACUGCUCCGGGGCAGCCAACCCUUGGAGCUCCGGGCCUGUGAGUUGGGAAAUAGAGGUUCCAAGAACCUUUCCCAAAGCCCAGGAGCUGUGCCCCAAGCUCUGGUUGCUUGGCGGGCCCUGGGACCGAAACUCCUCAGCUCCUCAAAUGAGCUGGUUACUCGUCCUCUCCCUCCAGCACCCCUCUUUCCUCAUGAAACUCCCCCAACUCAGAGUCAACAGACCCAGCCUCCGGUGGCACCACAGGCUCCCUCCUCCAUCCUGCUGGCAACAGCCCCCAUUCCCAUCCUUAGUCCCUGCAGUCCCCCUAGCCCUCAGGCCUCUUCCCUCUCUGGCCCCAGCCCAGCUUCCAGUCACCUGUCCAGCUCUUCACUGUCAUCCCUGGGGGAGGAUCAAGACAGCGUGCUGACCCCUGAGGAGGUAGCCCUGUGUUUGGAACUCAGUGAGGGUGAGGAGACUCCCAGGAACAGCGUCUCUCCCAUGCCAAGAGCUCCUUCACCCCCCACCACCUAUGGGUAUAUCAGCACCCCAACAGCCUCAGAGUUCACGGGCAUGGACAGGACCGGAGGAGGGGUGGGGUCCGAGGGGGGAGCCUUGCUGUGCCCACCUCGGCUCUGCCUCACCCCCACCCCCAGCGAGGGCUCCUUAGCCAAUGGUUGGGGCUCAGCCUCUGAGGACAAUGCUGCCAGCGCCAGAGCCAGCCUUGUCAGCUCCUCCGAUGGCUCCUUCCUCGCUGAUGCCCACUUUGCCCGGGCCCUGGCAGUGGCAGUGGAUAGCUUUGGUUUUGGUCUAGAGCCCAGGGAGGCAGACUGCGUCUUCACAGCUUCUCCUGUAGAUUACUCCUGAACUGUGUCCCUGAGACUGCCCAGACGGGAAUCAGAACCACUUCUCCUGUCCACCCACAAGACCUGGGCUGUGGUGUGUGGGUCUUGGCCUGUGUUUCUCCGCAGUUGGGGUCCACCUUCCCAAGCCUCUGGACACUUCUCCCUCCAGGAUUGUGAAAACAAGUGAAAACAAAAUUAGAGCAAAGCUGACCUGGAGCCCUCAGGGGGCAAAACAUCAUCUCCACCUGACUCCUAGCCACUGCUUUCUCCUCUGUGCCAUCCACUCCCACUACCAGGUCGCUUUGGCCUGAAGAACAGCCCAGUCUCCUGCUGUCCCCACUCAUUUGGAUCAUAGGAAGUAGAGGAGCCAGAGGUGCCUUCAUGGAGAACAACAGUGGCUGCUGGGAGAGGGCUGUGGAGGAAGGAGCUUCUCGGAGCCCCCUCUCAGCCUUACCUGGGCCCCUCCUCUACAGAAGAGCUCAACUCUCUCCCAACUUCACCAUGUAAAGAAAAUAAUUAUGAAAGCCACUGAGGCACUGAGGCCCUACCUCAUGCCAAGCAACGGGUUCAAGGCUGGGUCUAGGGAGGAUGCUGAAGGAAGGGAGGUGUGAGACCAUAGGUCCAAAGCACCGUCCUUGUACUGUUGUCACUAUGAGCUUAAGAAAUUUGAUAUCAUAAAAUGGUCAAGACUUGA